Pogona vitticeps (central bearded dragon) is the source of this 2936-nucleotide messenger RNA. Lineage: Eukaryota; Metazoa; Chordata; Lepidosauria; Squamata; Agamidae. The record is from RefSeq and is a predicted model, not a curated record.
UUCCGGGGUGGUGCCUUCCCCCUUCCCCGGUGCUGGCGGCAUGGCUGCGGAGGGCCUUCGGCUGCUGCCGAAGCGUGCGAGGGAGUUCGCCUCGGCGGAGUACUGGGAACAUUUCUUUCGGGAGCGAGGCGAGCGCGCCUUUGAGUGGUACGGGGCGUGGAAGGAGCUGCGGGCGCCCCUGGCCCGGUACCUGCGCUCGCGGGACUCGAUCCUUGUUGUUGGCUGCGGCAACUCAGAACUGAGUGAGCAACUCUAUGAUGAGGGUUAUCGAGAUAUCAUCAGUGUGGACAUUAGUGAAGUGGUUGUCAAACAAAUGCAGGAACGCAGUGCUCACCUGAGACCCAAGAUGACUUACAUGGUCAUGGAUGUGCUGCAGAUGGAUUUCCCUGAUGGGAGCUUCCAGGUGGUGCUGGACAAAGGCACUCUUGAUGCCCUUACGACUGAUGAUGAAGAGACCACUUUGAUGAGAGUAAAAAGAAUGUUUGCUGAAAUUGGCCGUGUCCUGCAAUUUGGGGGCCGUUAUUUGUGUGUUUCCUUGGCCCAAGGACAUGUAUUAAAGGUGGCUCUGGAAUAUUUCUCUCGGGAAGGCUGGAUGGUUCGAAUACACCAAGUCUUUGAAGCAGGUGCUGCAGAGGGAAAAUUUGCUCUGCCUAUCUUUAUCUAUAUUAUGACAAAGAUCAAGCAGGUCCCAGGUUCGGCUUUAUGCAUCUUGGAAUUUUGUGCUGAAGUACAGGACAAACCUACCCGUUUCAAGAGCACUGAGCAUCUGAUUGAGGCAGUGAAAGAGAGGCAACAGUACUCUCUCUUACGGAGCCAGCUCAACAAGAAACCCAACGCAGAGAGUAUUUCUCUGGAUCUCUGUAACAAAGAUACCAGCCAAGCUCGUUAUACUUUGCAUGUGGUACACAAUCCUACUGCGAAAGUGGCUCACAAUAAUCAGUUUGCCAUCUUUAUCGUACCACAGGGCAGAGAAACUGAAUGGCUCUUUGGAACAGAAGAAGGACGAAAGCAACUUGCUGCAAGUGCAGGAUUCUGGCGCCUGGUAGUUGUGAGCUUGCACAGAGAUCAGCAGUAUGAAGAUAUGUCGGCUAUCCAGGCAGAACUAUCAGAAAAGGUGAUGGAACUGGCCCCAGCUGGUCUCUCAGCCCAGGUACCCUUUCUGUCAGUGGGUGGAGACAUUGGGAUCCGCACCAUCCAACAUCGGGAUACUAGCCCUCUUAGUGGAGAGUAUGUCAUUGAGGAUGUGAAAGGAGAAGAUGCCUGCUAUUUCCGCCGCCUCAUCUUUCUCAGCAACAGGAAUGUGGUGCAAUCAGAAGCAAGGCUUUUAUCCAACGCAUCCCAUAAAGGGAAUAAAAAGUGCAAGAAGAAGAAGAAAACAGUUUCCAGGGACCACCUUGUAAAGCCUACUGCUGCACCAGACCGUUCCUCUAUUGACAAAAGCUACCUGUGUUGUGCGCAUCACAGAGCCAUGGUUGCAGGACUGUCCUUGCUGAAAAAUCCGGAAGGCCUCUCAGAAGCCUCAAUCCGUGUGCUAGUGAUUGGCCUAGGUGGAGGCAGCCUGCCCCUCUUCAUCCAUGACUACUUCUUGCAGUGCUUCAUCGAUGUGGUAGAGAUCGACCCAGUUAUGCUGGAAGUUGCUGCACGCUGGUUUGACUUUUUGCCAGAAGACAGACUCAAAGUCCACAUUGCAGAUGGUUUAGCUUAUGUGGCCAGCCUUGGAGCAGAAGGUUCAUGCUUGUAUGACGCCAUCAUGUUUGAUGUGGACAGCAAAAACUCUGCCGUGGGAAUGAGCUGCCCACCACCAGCCUUUGUGGAGAAGCCCUUUCUUCAGAAAGUGAAGGCCCUUCAGAAAACAGAUGGUGUUUUUAUACUCAACUUGGUGUGCCGAGACUCUGUGCUUCGAGAUGUUGUCUUGGCUAAUCUUAGAGAGAUUUUUCCAUUGCUUUAUGUCCAUAAAAUUGAAGGGGAGGUAAAUGAGAUCCUCUUUUGCCAGCAGCAGACCAAUCACAGACUAUCUCCAGUGGAGCUCCAAGAGAAAGCUAAAAUUCUACAGAAGGCAUUGCGGCAACCUGGUCAUGCAUGGGACAGCACUUAUUCCUUGGCAGACAUACUGGCAGCAGUAAAACUGGUGUGAGGAAGGAGUCUUCCAGUUUCAUAUAACAUCUAUUCUUCUGGACAGAGACAGGGGUCCUUUUCUUGUCUAAGAAUAAUUGUAUCCCUCAAACGUUCCCUCUCAUUUUCAGCCCUUCUGAGUGCAACUCCACCCCCCCGCAUGUGACUCCACUCCCCCCUGACUCCACUCCCACAUGGGGUUCAGUUGCGACUGGAACCAUAGGGGCUGGAAAUGCUCGCUGUGGGUGCAUGGAGGAGGAGGAAUGCUGCACAGGUGGGAGGGCAGAGUUGUGCAUGCUUGCACACUCAUGCACCUUAAAGGGAACCUUGUGUCCAUCAGUUCCACAUUUACAUAUGUUGUAAUGUGUAAGAACUGACCUUCAUGUCAGAUUGCUGGAAGAAGAUGAAAUAUGUACACUCACUGUAAAGGGAAUACAGGAGGCCCCUUGGUAAAGAGACUGGGGAUUAUGAAAAAUACUGCCAGGAAAAAGUGGUAUGAAACACUGCAUAGAAACAACUCCUAGCUUAAUUGGGCUCAGCAGAAAAUUGCUCUGAUAGUGCUGAACCUCUUCAUCAUUGUAGUCACUGAUGAGGGACUGAAUAUCUGUGUGCAAUAAAAUGGCCUCCUCUGUUUUGUAUCUUGUGAUAAGUGGUGAAACAGUCAUUAAAGUUUUCUACCAUUUAAAAAUUGCAAAGUAGACCCUUGGCAUUCAUGUAUAAAAUGGAACAAUUGACCUGUGAGGUAGGCCAUAGUUUUUAUUUUAUUUUUUAAAAACCCAAUUGAAACUCCUUUUAAGAGUAUAUAAAGGUGGUAUGCAUACAAA